Molecule: messenger RNA, 514 nt
Organism: Parasteatoda tepidariorum (common house spider)
Lineage: Eukaryota; Metazoa; Arthropoda; Arachnida; Araneae; Theridiidae
Biological process (GO): cobalamin transport
Molecular function (GO): cobalamin binding
Source: RefSeq, a predicted model, not a curated record
CCAUUGUGCAGCUCUAGUGCGACAUAAAUAGAGUACUACCUACUUUAACGUGUUUCAAGUCUCUUACCUAAUUUUUAACUUCUUCCCCUUUUUCAGAACAGUUAGAGAUAGAAAUGAAGCACCAUACGGGAUCAAAAAUACAAAUCCAGUAUUCUCUGUUUGUGGGCGACGAGAAAGAUAUCAUUCAUACCAUCCAUUUGAAAGUGCCCUCGACUUUCACGGCUUUCCAAGUGAUGCAGUCAGCAGAAGUGGAAGAUCCUAAGUACAAAUUCCAAUGGAAAAAAGUUUUUGAUAAAAUUGAUGUGUACAAAGUUGCUCAAAUAUCGAACGAUCCUGAAAUUGGAAAAUUUUGGCUGUUGUUUCAUGGCACAGGAAAAACAGAUGUUCUCAAUCAUUCUUUCACAAGUCCAGAUAAACUCAAACUGGAAGAGGGUAGUCAUCUUGUUCUAUGGUAUAAAAGUGUAGAUGUCUGAUGCAAAUCUGCUACAACACAAAAAAAUAUUUUUCUAGGAUU